Molecule: messenger RNA, 516 nt
Organism: Vicia faba (fava bean)
Lineage: Eukaryota; Viridiplantae; Streptophyta; Magnoliopsida; Fabales; Fabaceae
Source: the annotation of a GenBank genome assembly
AUGGUGAGGUGCAAAAUACCAAAAUAUUGUGAUGAUAAUGGAGCAUAUGUGGUGGUAACGGACUAUGGUGAGGGAGAUAGGACUGACUUCAUAUUGAGUCCACGUGCCUUUUCAAAAUUGGGGCGCAAUGCACUUACAUCCCAAAAAUUAAAGAAAUACGGAGUAUUGGAUGUUGAAUACAAAAGGGUUCCUUGUACAUUUAAAGGCAACAAUAUUGUAUACCAAAUCAAUGAAAAUACCAUAAACCCUGGCUACUUCGCCAUCAAUAUUCUUUAUGUUGGAGGAACAUAUGACGUCACUGCUGUUCAGAUAUGGAAGAAAGAACAACACAUAUGGGAGGCCAUGCGUAGAUCUUAUGGUGCUGUAUUUGACUUUGCUAACCCACCCGAAGGUGAAAUCCGAUUGAAAUUUCAAGUCAGUAGCAAUGUUGGGUCCAACUGGGUGGUGUCACAGUUCACAAUACCCGCGGGUUGGAAGGCUGGUGCUACUUAUUCCACCAAAAUUCACCCUUAUUAA